AUGCCCAGAAAACCCACACCGGCGGCCAAGCAGCGGGUUCGGACUGGUUGCCUGACCUGUCGGAAAAGGAGGAGAAAAUGUGAUGAGCAGAAACCGAGAUGUGCCAACUGUGAGAUUAAGGGGCUCGCGUGUAAAUAUAGCUCUGAUUUGGCAUUCGUGCCGCACCGCGAGGGGGUUGGUUCCGGUGCGUCGAGACAGGCAUAUAACAGUAUUACAUUUGUCGAUGAUUCACCCCUUGCAGCUGCAAAUAAGGAGAAAUCAAAGGCCCUGCAGAAGCCUGCAGAUGAUUCUCAGAGCGAUGGCAAUACUGGUUUUUCUUUUGAUGAAUUGCAGUCUUCGGCUGACGGCCCAGAUAAUCCCGGGGAUGUGCGCCGUGCCUUUGGAUUCCAAAACAUAUUGUCAUCGGUGGGUCCCAAUGUCAACCUUUCUGAGCCUCCAAUCCCGUUUGUCGGUGAACCAAGUGCGGCGGGUACUCGAUAUAUGAAUAGUGCUCCAUACUUCGGAUACCGAUCUGUCACUAGCGGCAGAACUGUCGAACGACGAGGGAUCCUUACAAGUGGCAGUCAUGAGACCGACCUGCUUCGACAUUUCCGGUACCACGUUGGUCCUUGGAUCGAUACCGGGGACCCUGAGCUCCCAUUUGGCCUCCAGGUUCUUCUGCUCUCGCGAACCAACAGAGCUCUUCAAGCUGCAGUCCUUGCACUGUCUGCAGGUCAACGACUUCUCGUGGCAUCGCCAGAUAGCAAGGACUUAGAAAGCAGCCAGAAAUUGCGAAAGGAAGCGGAAGAGACUCUUGUGCUUGAAUAUGAUCUGGCUAGAUAUGCUGGCCAUACCCUCUUGAUGCUUCAAGAUGCUCUGUCCGCUGGACCGCAGCAGUGGAGAAGCCUUCUGGUUCCCAAAAUAGAGCAUAUAAGUGACUUUGCGUCACGAGCAGUGGGAGAAGAGGUUGGGGACGCUUUGUUUUGGCUUUACUUUCGACUUGAUCUGGCGGGGUCAAUAUCCUCUUCAAAACCACCACUUAUGCCCUUUCGGUCAUUAUUACGACGAGAUGGCACCUUAUUACACCACCCACAAUCGAUGCGGCCUCAGACCGUCAACUCCGUAUACAAGCACAUAUUGUGUCUUCUGGGACACUGCCUGGCCCUAAUACACGGCGAUCGAGAAAUGUCCUCUCCCCACACAAUCACAUCACCAAAUCUGACAGCAUUCCCAUCUCUACGACAAUCGCACUCCCUAUCACAAUGGACAUUCCUCUGGUCAGACUGCCAGAAAUGGUACAACGAGCGACCAGUAAACGUGCAGCAGAUAGUGGACAUCCGCGGCGGCGAAGCCGAUCAAAUUGACCCUGACCACGACUCCUCAUUCCCAAUCCUUAUCUACACGACGCCAAUGGCGCUGGUCGCCAACGCUGUCUACCACACGAUCUCCCUCUUAUUGCUCACGCAUAAGCCACGGCUUCUGAAAUCACUGCCUGGGCCGAGAUCCGUCACGUCGCAUAUCUGGCACGCGCAGUCGAUCGCCGGGAUCGCAGCAAGUAAUGACUCCCCUGAACAAUGGGACCCGAUAUUAGUUGCGAGUCUUCUCAUUAUCGCUAAGGAGAUGACACAUGAAUCCCAGCAAGCGGUUCUCCUAGACCGUUUUUCCAGGAUAACAGCUACAACCGGCAUCAAACUGGACCGAGAGACCGAGGCGCUUCAAGCGGCGUGGAACUUGGCGCGGUACGAGGAGGAAUUCGACGAUGAAGCUGACGCUAUGAUUUCAUAA
This is a messenger RNA of Penicillium samsonianum, 1764 nucleotides long. RefSeq lists its product as uncharacterized. NCBI's taxonomy places the organism in Eukaryota, Fungi, Ascomycota, Eurotiomycetes, Eurotiales, Aspergillaceae. The coding region runs from base 1 to 1764 and encodes 587 amino acids. The record is from RefSeq and is a predicted model, not a curated record. Gene Ontology annotation, biological process: positive regulation of transcription by RNA polymerase II. Gene Ontology annotation, cellular component: nucleus. The transcript is spliced from 4 exons. Gene Ontology annotation, molecular function: DNA-binding transcription factor activity, RNA polymerase II-specific; zinc ion binding; transcription cis-regulatory region binding.